This is a messenger RNA of Trichomonas vaginalis G3, 387 nucleotides long. Its product is annotated as protein ubiquitination. The transcript has a single exon. Bases 1 to 387 code for a protein of 128 amino acids. Lineage: Eukaryota; Parabasalia; Trichomonadida; Trichomonadidae. The record is from RefSeq and is a predicted model, not a curated record.
AUGAGUCAAGCACUUAUUCAGAAUUUUGAAUACACUGCGGCUCACAUCAAAGAUUUUAUUGAUGAAGAUAAGUUAUUUUCUACAUUCGAAAUAGAAGACAUCACUCAAAUCAUGAAAUUUGCAAAUUUGAUAACAAACGACUUCAUCAGCAUUCUGAAACAAUCACAAUUUACAGUCAAAGCAAACAAAUUAUAUAUGUGUAUUCGAAGCGCAAAUGUUUCUAUACAAAACUAUGAAGAUGCCAUCAAAAUACUUAAGUCAUCUAAGAAAUACCUUAAACUGACAUUUCUUGAUGGAGUUAUUGAUUUUUUAAUGCACUCACAAAAUGUUCCAUGUGAUUAUACAGAGAAAAUUCAAACUAUUCAAAUGCUUAAGCAUUUGAAAUAA